Helicoverpa armigera (cotton bollworm) is the source of this 2513-nucleotide messenger RNA. It is a transcript of the gene bwa, whose product is annotated as alkaline ceramidase. NCBI's taxonomy places the organism in Eukaryota, Metazoa, Arthropoda, Insecta, Lepidoptera, Noctuidae. Gene Ontology annotation, molecular function: hydrolase activity, acting on carbon-nitrogen (but not peptide) bonds, in linear amides. The record is from RefSeq and is a predicted model, not a curated record. Bases 264 to 1073 code for a protein of 269 amino acids. The transcript is spliced from 5 exons. Gene Ontology annotation, cellular component: membrane. Gene Ontology annotation, biological process: ceramide catabolic process.
UAGAAUUGACAAAAUGAAGUGUCAAAGUUGACGUAGUAGGAGGCAGACGUGUAUUUUUGCUGUGAAUAAACAAAAUUAUCGUAAAAUAAUAAUUUCAUAAAAGAUUUUACACUAAAGUUAGAGCUGGUAAAUAAAUAUAAAAGUGUUAAAUCGCAAGUUCUGCGCGAUUUCAUCCCAGAUACUCAAACUGGAGCAUAUGAAUCUUAUUUGUGCGUCUUUUAUAUUUGAAAGAUUGUAAACAAAGAAUCGGUAUAAGAAAAACAAUGUGGUCUCAUUUGCAACGAGGAAGUUCACCGGUGGACUGGUGUGAAUCGAAUUAUUCUAUUUCUCCAGUAAUAGCUGAAUUUGUUAACACGAUAAGCAAUGUCUUGUUCUUCUUGUUCCCACCGGUGUUGAUGCACCUAUUUCAAGAAUAUUCAAAGUUUUUCAAUCCAGCCAUAAAUGUUCUGUGGAUCCUGCUAAUGGUGGUUGGUAUCAGCUCUGCUUAUUUCCAUGCCACCUUGAGUUUAGUAGGACAACUUAUGGAUGAAUUGGCUAUUCUAUGGGUGUUCAUAGCAGCAUUCGCGAUGUUCUUGCCAAAGAGACAUUUUCCAUCAUUCUUGGAUGGAAACAGGCGGCGUUUGGCUAUCUAUUCGACUGUGAUGUCGGUGUUAUCGACUGGUUUCCUGGUGAUGCACCCGGCCGCUAACGCGUUUGCGCUGAUGACUCUCGCUCUGCCGGCUCUCGGGUUUUUGUAUGGAGAACUGGUCAGAGUGAAGUGCUCCCGUGUAUAUCGUCUCGGUCUCCGCUGCGUCGCAGUCAGCCUCCUAGCCAUAUUCUGUUGGGUCAUGGACCGCAUGUUCUGCGACGCAUGGCUCUCCAUAGACUUCCCCUACAUGCAUGGAGUAUGGCACGUACUAAUUUUCAUAGCCAGCUACACCGCUCUAGUUCUCUUUGCAUACUUCAACGUCACGGAAGAAAGCCCCGAACAGAAACCCCAGCUGAAAUACUGGCCAAUCAACGAAUUCGAAUUAGGUAUUCCAUACAUUACUAUGAAACAUCCGUGCAAACAAGAUAAGGAUCUAGCUAUUUAGUCAUUUUAGUUUAUAGUCAACUUGUGUGCAGUUAUUAGAAGGCUGAUUAACUUGUCAACUUUAAUUUGACCUAAAUGGUAGCUUAAAAUACUUUGAAGUUGAACGCAAAAGACAUGUAGAUAAAUAGAUCAUGUUACAUGUAUUAAAUUAUGUAGAUAUUUAUAUCGACGCCAAAAUAUAUUUUAGUAUAUUUAUUACAGCAGUGAGUUAAGUAACAGUUUGAAAUUGUUACGAUAUUUAUAUGAUGAGAGAACUAAUAAUAUUGUCUCAUUAAUGUGAAUAGAUGAAUAAUAUUCAGCAAUUACAUAUUGUGUUUUGGAAUCUUUGAGAACAUUUUGACCUACUACUUAAUGUUGACUGUGAUUGUUUUUAUAUUUUUUAUUUACAUCUAUUUUUAAUCCUUUUUUUUUUCUUUUUUUACACUUUUUAAUUUUGUUUUUAAUUUUUUAUAUUUUAUUUAUUGAAUAUCUAAAAAUAUAAAUGUCAUAAAAAAUUAUAUACUUCCUCAAAGAAGUCGCUCAAUAAAUAUAUAUCAAUUUCUUAUAUGAAGAAAUUAUAAAGUGAUUAAAUAGGAACAACAGCUUACAAAGAAACAUAUAAUAAUAUACUUACAUAUUUACAAAAAUAUAAUUGUGAUGUCAAAUAUAUCUGAGAUAUUAAUGUAGGAUAGUAUUAAUGUGUAGCUACUUAUUUUGUAUACUAUUAGAUUGUAAAUUUUAAUGAGUGGGUAGUACAAAAUCACAGUAAUGACAAUGUUGUAAUGGAAUGCAUAUGAUUUACUCGGUUUGUAACACUAUACGUGUAAUUAAUUGCAUAGGAAGCAUUAUGAACAAUUGUGUGGCCAUUUUAUUAUGUACGAGUAAAUUUAUAGAGCUACAUUACGAGUAACAUCAUCCUUUUUCACAAUAAAACCAAUUUUUGGUUUAACCUUAUGAUGACAACCUCGUUUCUGAGAAUAGUUUUAAGAAGGUGGAGGUAACGACUUAAAUUAUUGGGAUAAUGGGUUAUUGUGAAACUUCCAUUUAUUUACAGGCCAAUUUAAGUGUUUUAUUCCGCAAUGGCGAAAAUUACUUUUCUGUGGUCCAUCAAUACAUUUAAUGCCAGUAUUAGGUAAAAAGUGGACACUGUCCGCUAUUAAUGUUGUAUUUUAUUUUAAAGAGAAUUUGAAUAUUUAAAGAAUAAGUUUCAGUUUAUGUGCGUGUUAUCAAUGGAUCUUAUAAUGAAUCUCAAUGUAUGGCUUAAUUAAUGAGUAUUUAUGGCAUGUGAACAUCAAAGUUUUUAAUUAAUCUUGAAUGAAAUGUCACUAGUUUUCCAGAUUGUUAUUGACAAAGUUAAAGCCAAAAGCUAAGACUUCUCUAGUUUAACUUAGUGAUUUAUUUGUGGUGAUAUUAAUUAUGUUUACAAGUGAUGGAAUACUUAAUAAAUAAAAUGGUGACUUUA